Molecule: messenger RNA, 1100 nt
Organism: Saccostrea echinata
Lineage: Eukaryota; Metazoa; Mollusca; Bivalvia; Ostreida; Ostreidae
Product: carbohydrate sulfotransferase 4-like
Exons: 5
Coding region: 1-1089 (362 amino acids)
Biological process (GO): sulfur compound metabolic process; N-acetylglucosamine metabolic process
Molecular function (GO): N-acetylglucosamine 6-O-sulfotransferase activity
Source: RefSeq, a predicted model, not a curated record
AUGGAGUCAACAAGACGUUCUCUGAGGAUUGCUGUACUUACUGUCGGUCCCAUCCUGUUGCUUGUUGAUGUAUUUAUGUUGCAUAAUUCGAAGAAGCAUCGAAUGGUGGACCCAGGGCUUAUCUCAACUGAGUAUAGAGAACAGAUUUCCAAGAAAAAUUCUCUACUUACAACCGACAUACACCCCAUCAUAAUACUCUCCACCUUUAGAAGUGGGUCCUCUCUAACCGGAGACAUACUCCAACAGGACAAAGAUUCCUUCUAUUUGUACGAACCACUGAAUCCCCUAAACUACCUUAUGUACCAAAACAUCACAACUUUACAUCUUGUGAACGGAUCAGUUCAACCCAUUGGGAUACAUGACUUCAACAAAGUUUCUGCUAACAUCCUGCUGUCCUUGAUCACAUGUGACUUCACCAGCCUUGAUGUGAACACCGUUAGUCAUGGAUUUCUUUACUACAGUAACAGAAGUGUUCCUUACAUUACAUGUGUUGAUAGAAAUAAACGCAGGACAACUUUGUUGUCUGCUAUCAGAAAAUGUCUACCCAUUUUGAUAGAGGCAUGUGAACAAUCCACUCACAGAAUUUUCAAGAUUGUUCGUUUGUCAAUGGAUUGGAUGGAAAGGUUGCUGGAAAAAUUUCCCAAAUUAGUAGUUGUUCACCUAAUUAGAGAUCCGCGCCCGAUCCAGGUCUCAAGAGAUAACCUGGGUGCUAACAUAUUUAAAGAUCUUAGGAAAAGUUUUCAAGAGCUUUGUGACCUUCUGUCCUGGAAUUUAUUUUUCGAAAGCAAACUGAACAAUACGUACAACAGAAUCGUCAGACUUUAUUACGAGGACCUAGCACUAUAUCCUUUCAGAACAUCAAAGUGGUUGUAUAACAUUCUGGGACUACACUACACAUCGGAUGUCCACGCCUAUGUACACCAUUUAACAAGAGCAGGAAUCCAGAAUGACUGUUCAACCUGCGCAAUAAGAGCAAACUCGUCUGCGCAUGCCUACUCAUGGAGGGGAUUUUUCAAUGCAAGUCAAUUGAACACUAUCCAAGAUGUAUGUGGAAACUACAUGAAGGCAGUUGGCUACAUUAAUUCAUAAAAAGCAUAAUA